Molecule: messenger RNA, 300 nt
Organism: Iphiclides podalirius (scarce swallowtail)
Lineage: Eukaryota; Metazoa; Arthropoda; Insecta; Lepidoptera; Papilionidae
Source: the annotation of a GenBank genome assembly
AUGAGUGACGAAUCGACGCCCAUUGAGGGGCACAAAGACGAGACAAAUCAAAAAUCGCCUCUUCGAAGCGCGUGGGCCCGGCAUCGGCACCGGCACCGGCAGCCCCCUCCUGAGCCCCACGCCGGAUGGAGGGAUCGAUUCAACGGGCGAGGCGGCGCGACGCGGCGUUGCCGUCCCGCGCGUGUUUUGUUUGGGUUGCAGCGGCCGCCGCCGCCGCCCGCCGUGCGCCGUUGCCAAGCCGCGCUUCCAAACUUUCGACUAGUGGUGUGCGCCGCAGGCCGCGCGCUUCGCUCGUCCCAG